CAAAGAAUUUUACCUUCUUUGUGUUCCUUCGGAUCAGAUUCUGUCGUUUUUCUUUUUGUUUUAUGAACAAAUUAUUAAAUUAAUUUCAUUCAUCAAAGACUUAAAAAUGUUAAAUUAAUUGUAAAAUUCGAUUCUGAAAAGAAUGGAUAGUGGAUAGAGUUUGUUUUAUAUGAAAAAAUCAAAAAACUUAAUCGAUUUGCCGCACAUGUUUUCUUUUGCUUUGGUUUUAAAGAUGAACUCGAACUGAUAAUUCUGUGUUUUGGUCAGCAAUUAAUAUCUGCGCAACAGGAAUAGAAAAUUCCAAUUGUUUUUUUGUUUUAUUUUUUUUUUUUUUAACUCAGUUAAUUGAAAUAAAGAUUUUUACAAAUCGUCUUGGGCAGUUUCAUAACAUACAUACAUAGCUAAAGAAGUUAAACUAUAAAAACGGCAAAAGACCAAAAGGUAAAAUACAAAACUCACUUCCACUAUGCCUGGCGAGAACGGUGACCGGGCUGGGUAUCGACGUGCCGAAGUCGAUUGGAAUCGGUAUGGUCUAGGUGACGAUGACGAGCCGAAUUUUCGACAAAGAUCCAACACCGGCGGCUUUGUAGACCUUGGAAACGAGUAUACUUAUGCUGCAGGUGGUCAUCAUGCUUCGGGAGCUAACGAAAUAUUUGCCAGCGAACAGGGAGAUAAGCCAUGGUGGAGAACGAACUUUUUCAUAUCGCAACCAGUAUUAUUCGGUGUAUGGGAUGGUGUCUUCACGUCCUGCCUCAUCAAUGUGUUCGGAGUUAUUGUGUUCCUUCGAUCUGGAUGGAUAGUUGGUCAAGCUGGGAUUAUAAAUGCUGUCCUAAUUAUUUUCUGUACGGUGGUAAUUGCGUUAGUGUCAGUUCUGUCGGCGAUUGGAAUUUGUGAACGAUGUCGGGUGGAAAGUGGAGGUGUUUACUUUUUAAUUGCCCAUACUUUGGGUUCUCGAUUUGGAGGGUCACUGGGGUUGCUCUAUUGUUUCGGACAAGCCGUGGGUUGUGCGUUGAAUGUGAUGGGUUUUGGCGAAUCAAUGGCUGGAUUGGUGGGACAAGCAGGAAACACAGUCUACAUUCGAGGAUUUGCUGCAGCUGCUGUUCUUCUGUUGGGUGUCAUAAAUGUCGCGGGAGUUAAAUGGGUCAUUAAGUUGCAAUUUGUGUUGCUAAUGAUUCUUUUGCUAUCGGCUUUGGAUUUUAUGGUUGGAAGCUUUGUGGGAGAAGAUCAAAAAAACGGAUUCAUUGGAUGGGAUAGUACGACUUUUGUAAACAAUUUAUGGCAAAAAUACGACGAUGGUUAUUCUUGGUUCCGAGUAUUUGGAGUAUUCUUCCCUACUGUCACAGGUGUUUUGUCUGGUAUCAAUAUGAGUGGUGAUUUGCGGGCUCCUUCAACUGAUAUUCCAAAUGGAACACUUGCAGCUUUUGCAACUUCAACAUUUUUGUAUCUGGUUUUUGUGUUGUUCCUUGGAUCGACCUGCACCCGAGCUACUCUCCUUAAUGAUUUUAUGAUUUCUGUAAAAGUUUCAGCAAUACAAUUUCUCCUGCUAGCUGGAAUCUAUGUCUCGAGUAUGUCAUCGUGUUUGGGUGCAAUGUACGGAACCCCUCGCGUUCUUCAGAGCAUAGCAAAGGAAAAUGUUAUUCCAGGAAUCGAUGUUCUCGCACAAGGACGUGGACCCAAUAAAGUCCCCCUCUACUCCAUGGCUGUAGUGGCAGCUAUAACAAUCACAUUCAUCAUGGUUGGUGAUAUUAAUUUCCUCGCCCCAAUUGUUACAAUGCCAUUCUUGCUUACCUAUGCCUGCAUUGACUACUCUUACUUUGCCCUCGCACAAACGUUUGAUAUUCAAGAACAGCGCGAGGAGAGAUUCCGUAUUCAGGCAUCAAGUCCAUCCUAUGAAACUCGUCGCUAUGGUGCUGUCCAGGGUGACAAUGAUUUGGAUCUGUUGUUUCCAGAUCGAGUGCGUCAUAAAAACUUACAGAGCCCUCCAUCAUCGCAACAAAAUACACCACUUCAUGUGCCUUCAAGAAACAAUGAGACUGAUAGAAACAAUACAAUUGAAAUUUACCCAGAACAAAGCACAAAUCCAAAUCACAGUCCUGACAGUAGCAUAGACGAGGUGUUAUUCCGCAAUGGAGGAACAACAAAUAGUACAAACGCAGCCGAUAACGAUGAAACAGAAGAGCCAGUUGCACCCAUCCGUCCUCCAAUUCAUUCGAAAACAAAGAAUUGGUAUUCUGGAUAUUGUAAUCGAUGGGCUUCUUUAAUUGGAGCUGUGACAAAAUUAUUAGUGAUGCUCUUGGUUAAUUGGUAUUAUGCGUUAACUUGUUUUGUUGUAGUAUUUUUCGUUUGGUUUUAUGUUGGAACAGCUAAUCCAGCUGUUAAACCAGGGCUCACAGCAGAGUUUAACCUCUUUGGAUGGCUGAAAAGUGUCAUAUUCCGUUGUUUUGGAAAACGAAUGCAUGGUUAUGAACAUAUUGUUGUAACACCAUCUUGCCCGGGUGUUGACCUCUCUCCAACACAACUCAAUGAUGAGAAUGAAGAUUUCUCGCAACGAAGACGAUACCAUCAUUCUUCUGUUGUUGAAGGCCAUUUAGUUGAUGAUAUUUAAUUUUAAAUCACACAAAACUGUCCAAUAACAAAUCACACAUGGUGUGAUAUAAAAUAGGACCAAUAACUUAAUAUUUUUAACACAAAACGAUAAUAAUAGUUUUUAGUAUAAAAUAAAGUUUAAAACAAAAAAAAAUAUAUUAAA
Molecule: messenger RNA, 2749 nt
Organism: Eupeodes corollae
Lineage: Eukaryota; Metazoa; Arthropoda; Insecta; Diptera; Syrphidae
Product: solute carrier family 12 member 8
Exons: 9
Coding region: 467-2605 (712 amino acids)
Biological process (GO): cell volume homeostasis; potassium ion import across plasma membrane; potassium ion homeostasis
Cellular component (GO): membrane
Molecular function (GO): potassium:chloride symporter activity
Source: RefSeq, a predicted model, not a curated record